UCAAACCUGAACCUCAAAUAAACGUCAAUGGAAAGAAAAGCGUCAAAACCAAACCGGGUUUUUUUGGUUAAAUACUUAUAAAAUAAACUUAUAUCAUUUGCUUAUUGCCUAAUUCAAUAUAAGUACAAUAAGUGCUUAUAUUGAACGGUACAUGAAUGAUUAAAAUUAUUGAUAAUAUGUCUACUGAUUUUUACAUUCGAUACUAUGUAGGGCAUAAGGGUAAGUUUGGCCACGAAUUUUUGGAGUUUGAAUUUCGUCCUGAUGGCAAACUUCGCUAUGCGAACAACUCUAACUACAAGAAUGAUACAAUGAUACGAAAAGAAGCAUAUGUUCAUCCGUGCGUGAUGGAAGAAUUGAAGAGGAUAAUCGUUGAUUCUGAAAUUAUGCACGAAGAUGAUCGUUUAUGGCCACAACCUGAUCGAGUGGGUAGACAAGAACUGGAGAUAGUGAUUGGGGAAGAACAUAUUUCAUUCACUACAUCAAAAACAGGUUCCCUAGUUGAUGUAAAUCAAUCUAGAGAUCCCGAGGGUCUUCGGUGUUUCUACUACUUAGUGCAAGAUCUAAAGUGUCUUGUAUUUUCCCUAAUUGGACUUCAUUUUAAGAUUAAACCUAUAUAGAAUAUUUUUCUAAAUCAAUAUGAUUAUUAAAAUGCUUCAUAAGUUCUUA
Molecule: messenger RNA, 666 nt
Organism: Papilio machaon (common yellow swallowtail)
Lineage: Eukaryota; Metazoa; Arthropoda; Insecta; Lepidoptera; Papilionidae
Gene: mago
Product: protein mago nashi
Exons: 2
Coding region: 156-617 (153 amino acids)
Biological process (GO): RNA splicing
Cellular component (GO): nucleus; exon-exon junction complex; catalytic step 2 spliceosome
Source: RefSeq, a predicted model, not a curated record